AACAAUGUACUAAUAAGAUAUAUUUCCAAGACCACCUCUGGCGACGACGACGACGACUUUCAUAAAUUAUUUCAUCAACUUAGCCUCCUAUUUAGUGCAACCUGUAUGGUCCUUUUGUUAAGCUUAUGAAGGAAGGCUGCAAGUGACUUCCCGGCAAAGGAUUCAUCAACUGAGCGAUCUCAACUCUGUUUGCGUGGGGGCUUUUAGGCAAAGGAGCAAAUGGGACAAGACUUCCACAGCUUCGUCAAGUUGUUUCAAGGAUCAGGUUCAGACUUCCCGAGUCACCCAUCAGACUCAAUUUGGAGAUCAAUCACUCCAUCAUCCUUCCGGAAUGAACAUGUAUAGUCAGGCAAAAGAGACAGCGGCGCUUGCGGCAAUGGCGAAGAUGGCAGUGACAGCAGCUCCAGCAAGUAGUAGCCAUGAUGGGGGACCAGAGAGGGGGCCAAUGGCAGCGGCGAUGGCAGCUCAAGCAAGCAGUAGCCAUGAUGACAGAUCAAGGAGGGGCUACGAGGUAUUCCUGAACUUCAGAGGGCCCGACACCCGCUUAACUAUCGCUGAUUCUCUCUACGAAGCCAUUAAACGUGCAGCAAUAUCCAUUUUCAAAGACGACGAAGGGCUCCGAGUCGGCGAAGAGAUCGGAGGUAGUCUAUUGCAAGCGAUCAACGAAUCCAGAAUUUACAUCUUGAUUUUCUCCAAAAACUAUGCUUCAAGUAAGUGGUGCCUCCGUGAGCUUGCGCACAUAGUGAAGUUAUCAAGAGACAAUGUUGAAAAAGUGAUCCUCCCAAUAUUCUACGAUGUGGAUGCGGAUGAUGUCAAGCUUAAUACCAAGUUAUAUUGGAAAGCCCUCCAAAAACAUGAGAGGGACUCUGGGAAGGAUUUAGCAAAGCAGUGGAAGGAGGCUUUAAGAGGAGUUGCCAGAAUUAAGGGAUGGAAUCUAAAAGAUCAUGGCCUACAUAAACUAAUAAAUCUCCUGGUGGAAGAGGCUUCUAGUUUGUUAUGGACAAGACGGACGGACAUGCUUGAUUAUUUGGUGGGAAUUCAGGAUCGAAUGGAUCACAUUAUGAAGCUGUUAGAUCUAGGAGCUCUAGAUGCACGAUUUAUCGUAAUUCAUGGUAUGGGUGGCAUUGGAAAGACAACACUGGCCGAGGCUGUCUUUAGGCAAAUCUCCCCUCAAUUUGAGGGUCAUUGCUGCUUUCUUAAAGAUGUCCGGACUCAUGAUAUAAUAAGCUUACAAAAGAAAUUGUUGUCUGACAUUCUCAAUCUCAGUUGCACAAACCUAUCCUUCAUUGACGAAGGGGCUGACAUUAUCAAGACGAGGUUCCAUGGUAAGAAAGUCCUCAUUGUUCUUGAUGACAUCGACAAUCGUGACCAGAUCAUGAGACUUGCAGGCGAGCUCAACUGGUUUGGUGGGGGUAGUAGAAUCAUUAUAACGACAAGAAAUAUUGAAUUCCUAGUAAAGGAAGGUGAAGAUGACAACCUUCCAACCUCAAAUAAUGGACAUUUUACAUUCUACCCUAUGCCAGAGAUGAAUCGGGAUGAUGCCCUUCAACUUUUUUGUGAGCGGGCCUUGGGACAUGCCAAGCCUCCACCUGAUUACAUGGAUGUCACAGAAAAUCUAAUCAAUGCUCUAGGAGGACUUCCAUUGGCUCUCGAUGUCGUAGGUUCCACACUUCGUGGAAAAUGCCGAAGUACAUGGGAAGACACCCUAUGUAAGUUAAAGAAGGUAAUGAAUGAGGAUGUCAAGAAGAAGCUGAUGAUAAGCUACGGAGCGUUGGAGCCUAAUCAACAACAAAUUUAUCUUGAUAUCGCAUGUUUCUUCAUCAACAAAGAGAAAACAACUACAGUUAAAUAUUGGGACGCAGUUUUUGGGUAUCCAACCGAAAUCGAGAUCAAUAUCCUCAAACGUAUGUCUCUGAUAAAGAUAUCCGGUGAUGAUAAACUAUGGAUGCAUGACCAACUUAGAGAUCUCGGAAGAAAUAUCGUCCACCCAGAAAGUCAUGAAAUCCAUCUAAGGGGUAGUAGAUUGUGGUCUCCCAAGGAUGCCUUCCAUGUAGUGCAGAGAGAAACGGGAACCAAAGACGUAGUGGCACUCAAUCUUGGUACACCUAACCCAAAUAAAAGGUACAAAUUUGAGAGCAAGCAAUUUGUGGGCUUGGUCAACCUUAGGUUCCUUCAAUUGGACCAUGGAAACUUCAAAGGAGACUUUAAGGAUGUUUUCUCUGAGUUAAGAUGGCUCUCUUGGAGCAAUUGCUCUUCGGAACUCCAAGCGACUAACUUUAGGUUGAAAAGCUUAGUAGUUCUCGAGCUUUCUGGGGUUAACAUUACUAAAGACUGGGGAGGAUGGCAUCAAAUCAUGCUAACUGAGAUUCAGGGAUUGGAAGAAUUAAAAUCAUUGCAGCGUUUGUCCUUCUGGUGGUGCAAUUCCAUGAAAAGGUUACCUGAAGCUGCCCUGUCUAAUCUACAUAAUCUGGAUAGUUUGGAUUUCGCUGAAUGUCAAUCGCUGGAGAGUGUGCCCAAUGUGCCAUACGCCAAACCAUCUUGUCAUCUCAGAAUAAGAGGCUGCCCGAGGUUAUGUCAUUUUGAAGGUCCAUACAGGUCCUACGGAGACUGAUAAGGAUCAGGGCCAGCUAUAACAGCAAACCUCCGCCAGUACCACACCAUGAAAGCUCGAAGGUUGGCAUCCACGAAGACGUAGAGAAUUUUCUCUAUGACUAGAGCCUUAACAUUGCCAAUGUGGUGGACCUGAAGGCCCUAGCCACAAGGGGCUGAGGGUGCUAGGCUGAAGAUGUUGGCAGCAGGUCUUUGGGAGGUAGAUCGAGAAUCCGAAGUGGUCAUGAUGAGCCAAUGGGAUGACCUAUGGCUGACGAGCAUGUCGGUUCAGUAUGCGUACCUCGACAGCCAUGGGUAGUUCACACAAAGUAUUUGAUUGGUAAUGGCAAUUGUAUUUCCCUGUGGCAUGACAAUUGGUAUCCUUUGGGUGUGUCAUAGGGUCAAGACCGUGUUCAGUUGGUGAUUUCUCUGGUUUGGGCAUAGAUGCAAGAGUGUGUUCAGUUGUAAGGGGGAAUGAGUGGCAUCGGCCACCCGCUUGAUUUGAUGCGCCUGUUGAUACCCAGGGUUGGCUUAUGCAAUGCUACUGGGCGUUGCUCUGAAGCUGAGGAUUUUGUGGUGUUUACAGGAUCUUCUAAUGGUGAUUUCUGUUCUAGUGAUUUACUUGGCAUAAUUUGAUGCGGUUUUAUCCAAAUGUGCCAAGUUUUAGCCUUAUAGCUUUGGCUCUUGAAUCAAGAUCACCUUGUUGUCGGCGAUUGGAAUUCAGAGUUCGACUGGGAAGUGAUGUAUUUGAAAGGCAAGUCCUUUGCUAAAAAGUAAUUGAAAUUGGCUUGAAUGGUGUACUUGGAGAGAGAGAGGGAGAGAGAGAAAUGCAACUCCUCAUGAAAAUGUUGCUCCUCAUGUUGAUAGGUGUUGGAUAACAUUCUCUUUGCUGUCCGGUUGAGAUGUCCAUGUUGAUUCAAGGCAAAAGCUCGAGCUUGGAUCCUUCCGUUAAAACCAUCUCUGCAGCUCGGGGAAUUAAAUAUUUGUAAUAUUAUGUUGAAUCAUUCUUUUACAGGUA
This is a messenger RNA of Eucalyptus grandis, 3607 nucleotides long. Its product is annotated as TMV resistance protein N-like. Gene Ontology annotation, biological process: defense response; signal transduction. The coding region runs from base 332 to 2611 and encodes 759 amino acids. The record is from RefSeq and is a predicted model, not a curated record. Gene Ontology annotation, molecular function: ADP binding. NCBI's taxonomy places the organism in Eukaryota, Viridiplantae, Streptophyta, Magnoliopsida, Myrtales, Myrtaceae. The transcript has 7 exons.